Molecule: messenger RNA, 1459 nt
Organism: Aspergillus aculeatinus CBS 121060
Lineage: Eukaryota; Fungi; Ascomycota; Eurotiomycetes; Eurotiales; Aspergillaceae
Product: TauD/TfdA dioxygenase family protein
Exons: 5
Coding region: 269-1336 (355 amino acids)
Cellular component (GO): cytoplasm
Molecular function (GO): 2-oxoglutarate-dependent dioxygenase activity
Source: RefSeq, a predicted model, not a curated record
AGAGGGUUCGCGUCGCGAGGUUGACGGGUUGUCGCCAUUCGCACUGCAUGACCCGUAGCCCUCCACCACGGUGGGGACGAGUCGUUGACAACAUACCACUGCGAUCGCUGCUGCAGAGUCGACGGGGACGUAUUUCGUCGGCUAUCGUAGCUCAUAUAAAGAGUCGGGAAGCUUAUCAGAUCCCUUCGUCGGUUCUGCCACAAGCACAGUCCUGUUUUGUGUGCCCAUUCACCUCACACCAGCCUCUGUAACAGCCAGAACCGUCACCAUGCCUGCUGUCGUUGAGAACGCCCCGGCUUCGACUAUCAGAGGCGGCCAUGAGCAGUCCCGACCGCGCAUCUCCGAACCACUGCAGUAUUCCGGGUCUCUGGACUCGUAUGCCCGGCAAGACCUGACGCCGGUCAUUGGUCGCGAGUACAAAGGCCUUCAGGUGGCUGAGAUCUUGAAGUCGGAGCAAUGCGAUCAGAUCAUCAAGGAUCUCGCAGUAACAAUCUCAAGCCGAGGGGUUGUAUUCCUGCGUGAUCAAGAUGUGACACCGCAGCAGAUGCGCGAGUUUGGAGAGAAGCUGACACACCUGGCCGGAUGCCCCGAGUCAUCCGGCCUGCACAUCCACCCCCUGACAGAAGAAGGCAGCGAGCUAGGCGACCAGAUCAGCGUGAUCAGCAGCGAGAAGCAGAAGAAGGGCGGCGGCCUCACGCACCAACUCAGCGACACGAGCCGCUUCGCCUCCGUGGGCUGGCACAGCGACAUCAGCUUCGAGCCCGUCCCCUCCGACUACGCCAUGCUGAAGAUCCACACGCUCCCAGAGACGGGCGGCGACACCCUCUGGGCGUCAGGCUAUGAGAUCUACGAUCGCCUGUCGCCCGCCAUGGCGGGGAUGCUGGAGGGGCUGACGGCGACGCACGACGCGACCUUCUUCCACGACGAGGCGCGGCGGUUGGGCAAUCCGUUGCGGAAGGGAAUUCGAGGCUCGCCCCUCAACCAGGGCGAAGCGCUGACGGCCGUCCAUCCUGUCAUUCGCACGAAUCCUGUCACUGGCUGGAAGUCCGUGUAUGUGAACAAAGGCUUCACGAAGCGCAUCAACGGGGUCACCAAGGAUGAAUCCGACGUGUUGCUCGCCUAUCUGUUCAAUCUCAUUACCCAAAACCACGACGCGCAGGUUCGCUUCCGGUGGAAUAAGAAUGAUUUGGCCGUCUGGGAUAACCGAUCGACCUGGCACUGUGCCACGUAUGACUACGCCGAGGCUCGGGCUGGCGACCGGGUCUGCAGUCUGGGUGAAGCACCCUAUCUCGAUACUCGCUCGAGGUCGAGGAAGCAGGCCUUGGGGGAGGCUUGAUGCGGUGGGCUGCGGUGUCCAUCGGUAACGCUAUAAUGAAUCAUAAAUAUAUCAAUAUAAUCUUCAGAGACGUUUUAGGCUUCAGGGCUUGUAGUCUUUGUUGCAGAGAAGUGGCGCAUCUAC